Molecule: messenger RNA, 2260 nt
Organism: Neocloeon triangulifer
Lineage: Eukaryota; Metazoa; Arthropoda; Insecta; Ephemeroptera; Baetidae
Gene: EndoB
Product: endophilin-B1
Exons: 8
Coding region: 139-1068 (309 amino acids)
Biological process (GO): membrane organization
Cellular component (GO): cytoplasm; membrane
Molecular function (GO): protein binding
Source: RefSeq, a predicted model, not a curated record
CGACUCGUUUGAAAACAACAUCGCAAAGGCAAAAGUGAACUCUGGUGAUAUCACUCUCGAUCAAUACAUAAGAAAUUUUGUUAGUUCGAGUCGACAAAGUGUGAUUUUAACUGCCUGAAGAACUGGGCAAGCCUUAGCAUGGACUUUAACGUUAAGAAAUUUGUUGGCGAAGCGGGCACGGCCUUCAGUCGACUCGUGCAGCUCACGGAAGAAAAACUGGGCACAUCAGAACGGACAGAGUUAGACUCACACUUUGAAAGUCUGCUUGAACGCUCAGAUGCGACGAAAAUGUGGACUGAAAAGCUGCUGAAGAACUCCGAAGCAGUUCUUACACCGAAUCCAGGGUACCGUGUUGAGGAUUUCCUGUUUGAAAAAAUUGAAAAGAAGCGGCCAAACAGACUUACCAAUUUAGAAUACCUUGGGUUGGACAUGAUGGAAGCAGGAAAUGUAUUUGGUUCCAGCUCACCCUAUGGGAGUUCCUUGAUCAAAGUGGGACAGAUCGAGCAAAAGUUAGGUACGACAGAACGAGAGUACAUCGGAGCCGUCAAUCAAAGUUACAUAAUGCCCUUGAGGAAGUUCCUUGACGGUGAGAUGAAAACUAUAAUGAAGGAAAGAAGCAUUCUGGAAAAUAAAAGGAUCGAUUUGGACGCCUGCAAAAACAAACUGCGUAAAGCCAGGAGCAUCCAAGGCCAGCAAGCGGCCCAAAAGGACGGAUUGAAUCCUCAAGUUGUGAUGGAGCAGGCGGAGCGUGAACUGAGAGUGGCUCAAGCAGAGUUUGAUCGGCAGGCGGAAAUCACAAGGCUGCUCCUAGAAGGGAUUUCCAGCAGUCACGCCUCACACUUGCGGUGUCUGCACGAAAUGGUGCAGGCGCAGGCCAACUACCAUGCCCAGUGCAACACCAUCAUGCAAUCACUGGCGACCGAGCUGGCAAACUCUUUAAAGCCCCAGCCUGCACCCAUGUUGCGUGUCAACAGUGAAGAACUGGAGGUCAUCAGCCCCUCCUCGAGUCCUGUAGUUGAUGAUAAAUUCACGUCCUUCGCUGCUUUUAAAUCCACUCAUGUUCCUUAAAAGCCUGAUAUUUAUUGCAACGGGCUUGCAUGAUGAGAAAUUUGUGUCCUUUUAUCUCUCAUUCGUCUCAAUUUUGGACUUUUGUGUUUUGCUUGCUCAUAUUACAUAAUGAUAAAUUGUUGAUGUUUUUUAUAUGGUCAGUUUGGCACAAAAGAUUUUAACUGUUUGAACUAAAAAAAAAAUGAAUUUUUUGCUUUCAAAAGCGCAAGGGAUGUUAACUCUGUCAACUAUUCCAAAUCCGUGUUUUCCAAACUGCACAUAAUCGAAAAUCAUGCAAGCUUCCAAGAAUGAGUCUAGUCGAAAAGACGGCUACUUGGUUGUUCACUCAAUGAGACAAUACUAUCCAAAGGCAUAUUAUAUUCUCCAGCAAAAUGCAACACUCAUAAUUGAAAAUCGAUCUCGUUCUGUUUUAUCUUACUAUAUUAUAUUAUACACUAAUACUCUUGUUAAUAUACUUGUUAAAUUUAAUUCUGUUUCUGUUGCUUUUUCUAACAGCUAUUGAAACUGUUCUAUAUUUUUUUUCAACCUCUUUUAACUCUAUUUAAGCAUGUAUUGACAAUUAACAGUUGUGUUGUGCAUGCUUUUUUUUAAUAAUAAUGACAGAUCUUACACGAUUUCAAACACCAAUGUUACGGAAUAUCAAAACGAAACGAAAUAGGCGAACAUAGAUUAAUAUUAAUUAAUAUCUCAAUCUUAUCAAAAGAGUUGAUAUAUAUAUAUAUCAUCAUGUACCCGGGUACAACGAAACGCAGUCUCUGUAGUCAAAAUAUUUAGCUUAAUAUAGCCGCAGUCUGGCCAAAUUUUAUCAGCCAUUGUUUAUAAUGUUAAGCUAAAAACAAAACAAUAAUAUUUUAUGUCUUUCAACCUUGAUGGAGUGUCAGAGAGUAUUAAAUUUGAAAAUAGAGUACAGUAGAGCGUAGUUUACUCUAAAAUUUAAUAUGUGCAAUGCAAAAUAUUGAAAAAUUCUCUGACAUGCCUUAUUUGUAAAAUAAUUUCAUUCAAAUAUAUAGAAACAUUAAAUAACAAUGUAAAAUUAUUAACGUUAAAAAGAAUAUUCAAUUUCUUAAAUUAAACAAACUGACCCUUGUCCCGAGAUCAAUUUCAAAAUGAAAGUGAGAAUAGGUUCUGUGUAGAUUUUGAUCUUAACCAAUACAAAUAAGCUAAUAAUAUAGACCGUCCAUAAGCCAUGUGA